AUGGCUCAAACAGAAUACAAGUUCGAAGGAUGGAUGGGUCUCGACGCCAACUCCGGCGAGGGCAACAUGGUCUGGCAAGAAUUCCAACCUAAGACCUGGGAAGAGACCGAUAUCGAUAUCAAGAUCUCUCACUGCGGUAUCUGUGGCUCGGAUCUGCACACCCUUCGCAGCGGCUGGCGCCCUGCCACAUACCCCUGCUGCGUCGGCCACGAAAUCGUAGGCACAGCCGUACGCGUAGGCACCGAAGUCCCCGAUAUCAAGAUCGGAGACCGAGUCGGUGUCGGCGCGCAGAGCGACUCGUGCCGCAACCGCUUUGGAAAAUGCGAAGAGUGCGCCGCCGGAAAGGAGAAUUACUGUAGCCAGAAGGUUGUCGGCACCUACAACGCUCUCCAUUACAAUAACGAGAAGUCGUACGGUGGAUACGCGACGUAUAACCGUGUGCCAGGACACUUUGCGAUCAAGAUCCCUGAUGGGAUUUCGUCUGCGGAGGCUGCGCCUAUGUUGUGUGGUGGUGCUACGCUUUACAGUCCGUUGAAGUUCAAUGGGUGUGGGCCUGGCAAGAAGGUUGGAAUUAUUGGUGUUGGUGGACUUGGACACUUUGGUGUUUUGUUCGCUAAGGCUAUGGGGGCUGAUAAGGUUGUUGCUAUUUCGAGGAAGAUUGGGAAGAAGGAGGAUUCGUUGAAGAUGGGGGCUGAUCUUUAUAUCGCUACUGAUGAUGAGCCUGAGUGGGCUGCUGAGAAUUCGCGGUCUUUGGAUUUGAUUGUUUCGACUGUUUCUUCUACUAAGAUGCCCUUCAACGACUACUUGGGUCUGUUGAAGACUGGUGGUGCUUUCGUUCAGGUUGGUCUGCCCGAGGACGGUGGUCUGUUUGCACCUGUGCGCAGCUUGAUGCGCCAAAUCAGCCUUCAGAGCUCGCUUGUUGCCAGCCCUUCUGAGAUCCGGGAGAUGCUGGAGCUCGUUGCUGAGAAGGAUAUUCACCCUUGGAUUGAGGAGAUCCCCAUGAAGUAUGCCAACCAGGCGAUUGUUGACAUGGAGGAUGGUAAGGCACGCUACCGUUACGUGCUUGCCAACGAGUAA
Molecule: messenger RNA, 1077 nt
Organism: Penicillium brevicompactum
Lineage: Eukaryota; Fungi; Ascomycota; Eurotiomycetes; Eurotiales; Aspergillaceae
Product: NAD(P)-dependent alcohol dehydrogenase
Exons: 3
Coding region: 1-1077 (358 amino acids)
Biological process (GO): alcohol metabolic process
Molecular function (GO): alcohol dehydrogenase (NADP+) activity; zinc ion binding
Source: RefSeq, a predicted model, not a curated record